Messenger RNA from Dothidotthia symphoricarpi CBS 119687, 2268 nucleotides. RefSeq lists its product as uncharacterized. Gene Ontology annotation, biological process: positive regulation of transcription by RNA polymerase II. The record is from RefSeq and is a predicted model, not a curated record. Lineage: Eukaryota; Fungi; Ascomycota; Dothideomycetes; Pleosporales; Dothidotthiaceae. Gene Ontology annotation, molecular function: zinc ion binding; DNA-binding transcription factor activity, RNA polymerase II-specific; transcription cis-regulatory region binding. The transcript is spliced from 3 exons. The coding region runs from base 1 to 2268 and encodes 755 amino acids. Gene Ontology annotation, cellular component: nucleus.
AUGCCACCCAAGAGCGGCCGAGGCGCAGCGCGGAAACACCAACAGCGGCGACGCACACACAAUCUCGGAGGAUGCUCAACAUGCCGUCGUCGACAUGUCAAAUGCGAUCGCACCCAACCCCAAUGCACAACUUGCCACAAUGCCCGCUUGACAUGUGAGGGGUUUCUUUCUCCGAUUAGGUGGGCGUCGUUGUCAUAUCCGCCCACGAGGAACUCCAGAGCACAAGAUGAUGCGAAUCUGUCGCGACCAUCAUCGGGCUCAUCAAACUAUUUGGCCAUACAUAAUUACACCUCCCUCUACGCUGCUCAUCCUGGCGAGCCUCAACGUGAUGGAGAAUUAUCCGCUUUGUCUCUUGAUAAUACGCUCGCUGAGGGAAGUGACGUAAAUCAGGCACUGAUAAACCCAUCUGCUCCCGAUAUUGAUGUUCACAUAAGCUUCGAUUCCAACGACUCUGAGCUCCCCUACCACCCUUCGGCAAGCUCGCUGACCGAUUUCGAGUCCUUGUUCGAUACAUCUAGCGGCUUGGUUUGGAAUGACUUAUUCGACCCAACAUUUGAUCCUUCAAUAACCAUAAGCCAAGAUCCGACUUACCAAGAGUCGCUUAGUUCACCUGCUAUCGCCAUGAAUCAACCUCAAGGCAGAAGAUCAACGCCGCCACAGGAGCAGUCUCGCGCCGAGCACAGUAUUGAGUCUACAACAACUGCAAUCGAUUCCCAGCCUCCGCCCUGUGCUAUGAAAGAGAUUGACGAAUCUGAACUACUUGAAGAUGCAGGAACCCUUCUGAAACACUUCAGAGACGUCGUAGUCCCCCAGUUCUCCCCUCUCCCUACCAAUUCAAAGUGUCCAUGGGAAGUGCUGAACUGGAACGCUGCUGUUCGUUCUCUUGCCGAUAUGACAUAUCUUGAAAGCAGCGAUGUCAGGCACGCAAACAAGGCCAAUCUUUUCGCUAUUUUAGGUUGCGCAGCACAUGAUAUCGCGAAAACACACGUGGCUGCCGGCUUGAUCUCUUCUGAGAAAGGGACGCGGAUAUUGGAAUACGCGUCUAAGAGAGCGAAAAGUCAUAUGCAAGAAUCUUUGAGCCUAGAAACUUCUGGUUCAUCAAAAGCCAAAUACAAAGAUCAGCUUAUGGCAAUCUUUAGUUUGAUUGCUCUUGCUACUCUAUGCGGCAAUGCAACCGAUGCAAGGUGCUACUUGAUCGAUGCUGAACGCCUUCUGAGACUGCGGGGGCUUGCGAAACGAGAGGUGUCUCGCAAAGUUCGGCUCUUACAUCAUGUCUAUACAUGGCUGAGAAUCAUCGGCGAAAGCACGUUCAUCUUGCAUGACCAUCACAGCUCUGGUCUCCAAGGCAUGAUUGAGAAAACCUUCAAAAGCAACUACGGUGCGCCUAGUACUCUGCCGCUUCUUGAGGAACAAAUCACAACUGGCAUUGAGUGUGUUCAGCUAGACGACUUUCUUCGAGUCAAAUCAUAUGGCACAGAUUGCGAAGAUGACGUUGAUACCUUGAAAGAUCAAGAAUCUGGUCUUCGUGACAUUCAUCUCGAAGACUCACGCCCAUGGUCAAACACACUAUAUAUGGAUAUCUACGGUAUUCCAGAAAUUUGGCUCAGCUUGGUCUCCCAGACGACAAGGGUUGCCAACAUUGUGGACUUCAUAGGCCGCGCAUCAGUGAACGUACCGCGAACCUUUACAGAGUCACUUCAUAGAAAGAUUACACGACUCGAACACAUGAUUUGCUCUUUCGCGUCGCAGCAGAGCAUUUUGAUGGCCCCAUUGCCACCUCACCAGGGCCCUCAUCAGUCCAGCACUGCCACUUCCAAAUCUUCUCCAGCAAGUCGAGCGAUGUUGCGUGCUCUUAUCUCAGCUCUCGUCAUACUGUUUUAUCGUAGGAUUCAUAAUGUUCAUCCAUGGAUAUUGCAAACACAUGUCAAUGACGUAAUAACCGCAUUGAAUGACUUCGAUCUCAUGGGAGAUGCCGACAGCAUCAAUACGCCAGGCACACCUUGGCCUGCUUUUGUUGCCGGAUGUGAGGCAAUCUCAUCGACGUCUCGUGAAUGGCUGAUGGGUUGGAUGCAGAAAGGCGCAAACCAAUCUACCUUCAAUGGCUACACGUCCUCUCAGCAUGUCAUGCGACAAGUAUGGGAGCGACGGGAUUCGGCAGGCAAAUGUGGCGUUUUGAACAGCCAAACAGGCUCUGACUCUAGGAGUGGAGAGGUAUACUCAUGGGUGGACGUUUUGAAAGAACGUAAACUCUGGCUUAUGCUAUACUAG